AUUUCGAGGUGUGUCGCCUGUAGCCAAUAUUUUUAUUGGUUCACUUUCGAUAUGGCAUUGAACUUGAUAAUACUCGGAGUCAUACGACCGAAAAAAGUGUUUAUUGCAUAAUUUCGUGCUGUGUUUGAUCUUGGAGAAUGUGUUUUUCUUGCAAUAAAAUUGUGCCGAUUUUUUUCUCCUAUAUUUUUAGUAAGAUAUUGAUCAGAAAGUCCAAACGUAAAAAUUGUUUUAGUGUCCACAAUGGCAAAUCAUCUUUGCUUGGCCGUUUGUAUUGCAUUAGUGACGAUUGUUAUAAGAGACAUUUCGGCAAUAAAAUGCUGGCGAUGUUCAUCAACAAGUUCAAAGUUCUGUGGAGAUACGCUUUAUCAUCAUAACUUUAACUCAUCCGAAGAACAGUUAAAUUGGUACCUUGUACGCUGUGGCUCUGUUCGGAAAAAAGUGGAUUAUAAAGGCGAUAAGAUGAUUGCAAAGUGUAAUGUACGAAUUGAUUUAGUUCAUGAUACUCUUGUGUACACGCGAAAAUGUGUCGAAGAAGCGGAAAAUGCAAAUUCAAAUGCAUGUUUAACCGACGAAUGGUUUAAUGAUAGUGACGAUCCAAAUGUUAAACUGAUGUCGUGUGAGACGUGUACGGAAGAGGAUGGUUGCAAUCGUAAAAUAAAAAACUAUUUUGGAACCGAAACGAAAUCAUCAGGCAAAGUUGCAUUAACGAAUCUAUUAAUUCAGCCGAAAGUGGUUCUCUGCUUGUUUAUCAUUCUAAUUUACUCUCACUGCAACGUUUGAGAUGAAAUACGGAUAUUUAGUUUUUAUGUCCAGUGUUAAAGAAUUUAUGUGCGUGUAAAUCUAUAUACAUCAACCAACCAAAUAUUGAGUAAUCACACUGUUCCAUGCAUAAUUUUUCGUUUGUCACAGCUGGGUUGACAUUAUUGAGAAUUUGUGGAACACAUAUGCUUGAUAUUGAACGUAUUGAAAGGGAAAUUUAUGUGUAACGAAUACGAUUGCUUGCAGAUGUGUUCAAUUGAAUUAUUUGUAAAAUAAAAAUUGUUGUUGACUCUUCUGUC
This is a messenger RNA of Bradysia coprophila, 1058 nucleotides long. RefSeq lists its product as uncharacterized. The record is from RefSeq and is a predicted model, not a curated record. Lineage: Eukaryota; Metazoa; Arthropoda; Insecta; Diptera; Sciaridae.